AUGAACGCUGUGCUUUCUCUGCUGGAUGACACAGUCUACGUCCUUUUAGCCAUCACCACAGUACUGCUCUGCGCGGUAGCCUUUGGUCUCAGUCGUAAUUUCUACCGUGAAGCAUUGCGUGCGCAGGCACGAUCGCUAUUGCGCCGCGAAGAUGCGUUGACCCAUAAGCAGCAAAGUUUCCUGUUGUCGAUGCAGGCCGAAGAAAAGGUCGAGGCGGUACUGCGCAAGGCGGGGUGGACGGACGUUUUUCUGCGUCGGCGUGUGGCUGUCGCACGCAUCGGACACAACCGCGAAAUCGACGUCGUCGCGGUCGGCCCUAUCAUCCUCGUCGUAGAGGUGAAGAAUUGGCAGGGCUUUGUGUGGAGCAAUGGUCCGCGGUGGUACCAGUGCCGCAAUCGCAAACGGCUGGACACGCUCGAGUUUGAGGAUGUCCAGGAGGACAAUGUGGAGAAGGCCGCUGCGCUGCGCCGCUACAUUGAAAACGCGCGUCGUGUUGAGCUUCCAGACUCGCAUCUCGUUCAAUCAGAUGCGGCUUUCCUUCGUCACGACACGGGCACCGACGGCAAGCGAGCCACAUGGUACUCGGACAAGCACAUUCACAAGGUGUGCGGUAAGUGUGUCGUUCCCGUCGUCGUGUUCACCCAUCCGAAUGUCAAGCUGGACCCCGCGACAGUCAACGCGAAGAAGUACGUUUUCACCCUCGAAUCAUUUGGCACCUUUGCCUCGCAUGCUAUUCACGGUAACGUAGACUUGGAGGCGUUGAACAGCGGCGCAACGGCGUCGCGGUGGUCGCUCUGGCGUCCGUUCACGCGAAUCCCUCGCCCCUUAGCAACCUCCUCCACCUCUACUGCCGUCUUCCUCACGGACGAACAGCAAGCAAACGUAGCUGGAGUCGUGGACGUGCUGCGUACGUGGGAUUUAGUGUACCUGCUCGACCGCCGUCUCCUCACAGGUGACCUUCAGAUGAUCGAUGUACCCAGUGCGUUCUGCAUGUACAACCGCCAGCACCUCCUUGAGAUUAACGUGCGGUGGAACCGCGGAGCAAUUGGCUUAGUGAAGACGUUGCUCACCAACAGCGUUGGCACUGUUGAGCUUGUCCUGACGACGGCGAAGCGACUGGCGAAGAAGCGCAAGGAGAAGAAGCCGCGCAACGCCCAUGGUAACAUUGUCUUCCCUAUGAAGCCGACAAAGAAAAAGGAGAACGGCUACCUGGUGAUGAAGAUGGCAGGCACGGGAAAGCUGGAGGUGGUGCUCCUGUGCGAUGUGGAUCGCAUUUCACUGAGCCGUCAUUUGUACGAGAGUGAGAAGCAGCUGGAGUAA
Messenger RNA from Leishmania braziliensis MHOM/BR/75/M2904, 1320 nucleotides. RefSeq lists its product as hypothetical. The record is from RefSeq and is a predicted model, not a curated record. Bases 1 to 1320 code for a protein of 439 amino acids. NCBI's taxonomy places the organism in Eukaryota, Euglenozoa, Kinetoplastea, Trypanosomatida, Trypanosomatidae. The transcript has a single exon.